Molecule: messenger RNA, 849 nt
Organism: Parascedosporium putredinis
Lineage: Eukaryota; Fungi; Ascomycota; Sordariomycetes; Microascales; Microascaceae
Source: the annotation of a GenBank genome assembly
AUGCCGACAACAACCAUCCGGACCCCACCCUUGGAGGCAGACUUCACACCUCUCACCGAGUACCAGGCGCAAACCCCAGAGACCUUCUUCGGCGGAAAACCAGUGUUGCACUAUCAUGCGGCGGACGCAAAAGCCUUCGUCCCGAUAGACGAGUGCGACGUUCUCCCAGUCUUCCCCAAGGAUUCGUCUUCGAGCCCGCCCUCGGGCCCGGAGGCUGCUGCCUUGGGUGCAGGCGCGGAGGGGCUGACGGAGAAGAGGCUUGGAAUUUGGGUAAACUCCGAUUACCCCACCAUCUCCAUCCACGCGCUCAAGACCAUCGGCAGCGGCGACAACCAGAUACACACUGUAUGGCUGCAGAUCGAGAUGGGUGACGGCGGUAGCGACGACGACGACUUUGGUACUGUGGAGCUCACCAUCGUCCCUCCGACGGCGGGCGACGCGGCGUCGCAGCAAGCCGAGGCAAAGCGACUCUUCGAUGCCAUCUCCACCUGCUCCAACCUGCACCCGGACCCGGUGGAGGAGGGCGACGAGGAAGACGAGGAAGACGACCGCAUCGUCUUCGAGAGCAGCCACGAGUUCGAAGCCCUGGCGGGUUUCACGGGCGUGAUGAGGGGGACGGACAACGGGGGUCUCCCGCCUCCCAUGCCAGGCAGCUCAGGUUGGAUCACGGCGGAUAAUGUGCACGAGUAUUUUGACGAGGAGGGCAACUGGAUAGGAGAGGAGGGCACCAGCGGCGAGCUCGGGGACGGCGCGGGGAGGGUCCGGAACCGAGACGAGUCCAACGGCGACAAUGUAAAUGGUGAGGGCGCGGAGGAAGACUCUGAAAACAAGCGUCCGAGGGUGGAGUAA